Ipomoea nil (Japanese morning glory) is the source of this 1711-nucleotide messenger RNA. Its product is annotated as protein TRIGALACTOSYLDIACYLGLYCEROL 4, chloroplastic. NCBI's taxonomy places the organism in Eukaryota, Viridiplantae, Streptophyta, Magnoliopsida, Solanales, Convolvulaceae. The coding region runs from base 82 to 1539 and encodes 485 amino acids. Gene Ontology annotation, biological process: acylglycerol transport; ER to chloroplast lipid transport. Gene Ontology annotation, molecular function: phosphatidic acid binding. Gene Ontology annotation, cellular component: chloroplast envelope. The record is from RefSeq and is a predicted model, not a curated record. The transcript has 5 exons.
UCAGUCAGAGUCGCAGAUAAGGAACGCUCUUCUCCAUUUCAGCAAUUGUGCUCCCCCUUCGGUGGCCGGCUCGUCGGCGAAAUGGCCAACCUCCGGACGGCAAUCGACGCCGCAUUCUGGGACCUCAACGUCUCCACUUCCAGAACCCUAGACGGCAUGGUCCGCCCCAUUCCCGGCGAUCCCAUUCCCAUGGACGGUGCUCGAGCCAGCCGAGUCCUCAGAAUCCAGCAGCUCUCUCUCCUCGGAAAUGGCUUUCCUCUCGGACUCGUCCCGUCUUUCUCUCCUCCGUCUAAGAAGGAACUCGGCCCCUUAGCUCUCCAGACCGUCUUUUUCAAAACUGCCAUUUCCAAAUGGUGGGUUGGAUUAGUGGGGCAAGUUCGCCCAAAGAAACUGAUAUCUAAACUAAAAGCGGAAAUAGAGGUCAUCAAAGCAGAUAUACGUAAAAUAACUGAUGAUGAUGACUGGGAGUUUGAACUUCCGGUAUUCCUGCCAAUAUUCAAGAAUCUGCAUAAGUGUUUUUUGGACAAAUCAUUUUAUUCGCUUGGUGUAAACUCACACAUACCCCUGACGGAUUCAUCUUCCAUAUUGUUGAGCAUGGAGCAGCCUGGUGAGGAGGGCUGCCGCCGCAUGAAGGCAAUGUAUAUGCACAAGCUUUCUGAUCAUGAUGUUACUUUGGAAGCAGCAUGGCCUGAGCGAUUCAUAGACCACAAAGGAAGAUAUUGGGAGAUUCCAGAGUCAAUAUCCUUGGACUGCUCCUCACUUGAAGAUUUAACUGGAUGGAAAUAUCGAUUUGGUAUCCAUAAAAAUAGUGGCCAGCCAGUUGCAGUUGAUAACAGUGAUGAUGCAGUGCAUCCUGCUCUGAUGCCAGGACUAUGCGCAAAAGGUGCCGUUUCGUAUGAGAAGCAUAAAGACCUCUGGAGAGAGGUGGAGAGAGAAAAGGAUGUCAUGAUACGGACAGAGAAAGGACUGUAUUUCAGACCUGCUUAUGAUGUUCGUCUAAGGGAGCCUCAUGCAAAAAUAUCUGGAAUUAUUGGUGGAACUUUUGCUGCUUGGGUUGGUGGUGGAAAUAACUCUCUCAUUACAGAGUCAAGGGAGGAUAGAGAGAACACUCCUUACUCUAGGAGGCGCCCCUUAGGUGUUGAUUUAUUUGGCUCAUUUUGCUACACUCUCCAGCAUGGCAAAUUCAGAAAGCGAUAUAACGACCUCACCAGAAUAGAUGCUCGCUUGGACGUCUCUUCUGCUGUAGCAAUAGCCAAACGGGUUUCAAGAAUUUUCAGAAGUGCUUCCAACACAAGAGAUUCACUGUCUACCCCCAGGCUGAACUUGAUCUUUCAGCAGCAGGUUGCUGGACCAAUCGUGUUUCGAUUAGACUCAAGGUUUUGUAUUGAUUCAAUAUAUGGGGUACCUGUCCCAAAAUUAGAAGAUUAUGUGCUUAGCUUGAACUACUCUCUUAGACUACUGCAUUCUGGGAAAGUGGUGGCAUGGUAUUCUCCUAAGAGGAAAGAGGCCAUGGUUGAGUUGCGGCUAUUUGAGUUUUGAAAAUCUACUUCUUGUUUAACUACUUUUUUGUAGUUAGGGUGGUUAUGUUCGUUUGUAUGCAAGCAAUUCUAUUGCCUGUGACUUUCACAAGGCUUAAUGUUACCAUGAAGCUCUUUAAAUACUCCCAUUCUUUCGGUCUUUCCUUUUGAUGCAAAAUUUCAAUAUUUUUCUA